ACGCCCAUAGCUAGACUUGUUCGUACUGUCAAGAUGGGUCAUGUCAACUACCACAAAACACAAGCAUAUCUACUACGAACAAAUAUCCCUGAUCAUAAGAUAAUAGUGUGCGUCUGUGCCUCAAAAAUAUAUAAAUGGCGGUGAUUAUAAUUAUAAGAACAACCCACAAAGCUUAGCUAGCAGCCACUCUUCCCCUUCUCUCUCCGAGUCUAACUCACGCUGUGUGUUUGCUUUCUCCGCGUCUCCUUAGCCUCUGCUUCUGGGGGACUUUCCCCCGCCUAGCCGAUAUUACCUCUCUCACCCACCACUAUCUGCUCAAAAGACGACAUUCUCUCUUUUAUUUCUCUCUCUCUCUCUCUCUCAGGACUAUAGCUGCUGCCUUGUGAGUCUGUGACCAUCAUCAUCUUUAUAUGCGUGAUCCCUGCCAUUUGUUUUUCAGGCGGAAAUGUAGAAGCGAUAAGACCGCCAAAAAGAAGACAGAUUUUGCAUGAACAAGAAGGUUGGAUAUCUAGUAUUAAUAUUCUUACUUCAAUCGGCUUAAAAGGAGCUAGGCCAGGGUCUCGAUUCUCAACUAGCAAGGAAAAGCUCCCUCACAAAAGGGAAAAAAGGAGGCUAUCAAGGAAAUAGAAAGAGGAAAGAGAUGUUAUAGUCUGUUCAAAGGACGUACAGCCAAGAAAGACCGAAUCAGGGAAGGGGAAAAAGGAGGAGCCGACUGAGAAAAGCUCCUAGGGCUUUAGCAGAUUAUCCAUCCCACUUCGACUAUCAUCAUCAAUAUCAAUAAUAGCGUAUCAGUAGUUUGAAGAAAGAAAAAGAGGAGAAAGCGGAGCAUGGCAUCAUCAUCGAAUUCUCCAUGUGCAGCGUGCAAGUUUCUGAGGCGUAAAUGCCAGCCGGAGUGCGUUUUUGCACCGUAUUUCCCCCCGGACCAGCCCCAGAAAUUCGCAAACGUGCACAAGGUGUUUGGUGCAAGCAACGUGACCAAGCUUCUGAACGAGUUGCACCCACACCAGCGCGAGGACGCCGUGAAUUCUCUCGCCUAUGAGGCUGACAUGCGUCUCCGGGACCCUGUCUAUGGCUGCGUGGGAGUCAUCUCUCUCCUCCAACACCAACUCCGGCAACUCCAGAUGGACCUCAGUUGCGCCAAAUCUGAACUCUCCAAAUACCAAAACUUGGGCAUCACAAGCCACGGCCUAAUAGCCGCCGCCGCGGCCGCUGCCGCCACGAAUCACAACCACCAGCAGAACUUAGGGAUUAAUCUGAUCGGUGCCGGCCGCGACCACCAUCACUACCAUCACCAGUUCUUUCCGAGGGAUCAGCAACAGAUGAUAAGGAGCUUUGAUUCGGGAAACAACUAUGAUGCAAGCCUUUUAGCCAUGAACGUCUCGGCAAGCAUAGGGCAACUGAGUCAGUUUCAGCAACCUAGGACUGCUACUGGGGACGACCGACGCACCAUUGAUCCCUCUUAGAGUUUCUUUACUUCCAUGGAUAAAAAAAAACUUGCCCAAACCCAUAAUAGGUACAUGUCCAAACUCUUACGAUCGAUAAUCAUGACAUGAAUCGAUGUUUUAAUUAUUAAUGCUAUCCUUCAUAUUGUUAUUGUGGUAAUAACAAAAGUAGUUCUAAUGAUACUAGUACAAUUAUAUC
Molecule: messenger RNA, 1641 nt
Organism: Juglans microcarpa x Juglans regia
Lineage: Eukaryota; Viridiplantae; Streptophyta; Magnoliopsida; Fagales; Juglandaceae
Product: protein ASYMMETRIC LEAVES 2-like
Exons: 2
Coding region: 828-1463 (211 amino acids)
Source: RefSeq, a predicted model, not a curated record